CAGCUGCAGACUGACAGGUGCAGCAGGUGUAGGUGAUAUGUGGUGUAGAUGUGCGUCCUGGUUGCAUUGCUGCAGUGUGAUGUGGCGGUGGGAGGAGUCGUGCUGUUCCGUGGUGUUUGCUGCUAAACGACCUCAGCAGGGAGGAAGCUGCGGGGCUCUGGAAGAUUAACUUUUUUUUCACCCCCAGCUCACGAAAGCUUUGGGGAAAGAAACCCACAUUUCACCCGAAAUAUCGCACUCGGGAGGAGAUGUCUCAUUUGUUCUCUUCUAAGUGCUGUCAUUUGUGAUUUUUGCUGUCGUUUCUCUUGACAAGUGCAUUUUGACACCUGGUAUUUGGUUCAUAACAAGCCUGUGAAGCAGCCACAAGGAGAAAGAUGUGCAGUGCUGCCUCGGCCGGGUUAUUUCGGUGUAAUUUCUGUGCUGUCGAGUGGCUUUCAGCCUGUAUUUGUGUUCCAGAGUGGCUGCCGGAGCUAAUGACUGCAUCGCUGGUGGGCCAAACUGUCCAUUAGUCCUCCAAGAUCUGCGAUGGCUCAGCAGGCCACGGCAGGGCGACGCUGCCUGCGAGCGUUCGUUAGCGGAUUCUUCGUCGCCGUCCCCGUAACCGUCACCUUCCUCGAUCGAUUCGCCUACGUGGCGCGAGUGGAGGGAUCAUCGAUGCAGCCAUUCCUCAACCCAGAGGGGGGGUCCAAGUGUGACGUCGUCCUGCUGAAUCGUUGGAAUGUGAGAAACUACCAGGUCCAACGAGGUGACAUCGUCUCUGUUGUGUCCCCGAGGAAUCCAAAGCAGAAGAUCAUCAAACGGGUCAUUGGCCUGGAGGGAGACUUCAUCAGGACUCUGGGCUACAAGAACCGCUAUGUUCGAGUUCCAGAUGGUCACUUCUGGAUCGAGGGAGAUCAUCACGGCCACAGUCUGGACAGCAACAGCUUUGGACCGGUGUCUGUGGGGCUGCUUCACGGUCGGGCCUCUCACAUCAUCUGGCCACCAAACCGCUGGCAGCGAAUCACACCAUCGCUCCCUGCAAACCGAGGACCGCUGGACACCGAAGAGGAAGAGGACUGACAAACGCCCACAGAGUUUCUGUAUUUUUCUUAAAAUGUCAAAUUCACAGCAAGAGCCGCUCGCUGUGACCGUGUGAGUCAGAUUACUGUAUGGCUUUUAUAUAAACCGUGUUCAUUGUACACUCAGGUUGUGUUUUGUUCAUUUCACUGCAGUCUUUUGUUUUUAAAUAUUUCUUUCUUGAAGGCUGAAAAGACGACAAACUGAAGUCCUGUCCCUGAACUUCACAUUUUACAUGAAAAAUUAAAGAUUUUGUCUGUAAAUCACCAAGAAUUCUUUAUUUUGGUCGGAGAAAACUUUAAGUUUGUGGUAUUUUAUCAACUAAGCAAAUAAUCA
Messenger RNA from Pelmatolapia mariae (spotted tilapia), 1392 nucleotides. It is a transcript of the gene immp2l, whose product is annotated as inner mitochondrial membrane peptidase subunit 2. NCBI's taxonomy places the organism in Eukaryota, Metazoa, Chordata, Actinopteri, Cichliformes, Cichlidae. The transcript is spliced from 6 exons. Gene Ontology annotation, cellular component: mitochondrial inner membrane peptidase complex; membrane. The record is from RefSeq and is a predicted model, not a curated record. The coding region runs from base 526 to 1059 and encodes 177 amino acids. Gene Ontology annotation, molecular function: serine-type endopeptidase activity.